AUGCGUCUCGCAAGCAUUGUCAGCGGUUUAUCCGCUAUUAGCGGAGUCUUGGCUACUGCUAUCGAACCAGAGGAUUUUAACGUGACCAACGCACUGCAAAAUCUGGGAGUGGAUGUGACCAAAAUCCCGGCUCUAGCAUCUGGCAUUCAAUCGCGCUCGAUAGAGCUGGGUUGCUCUACAGCGUGCUCAAGCUUGGCCUUCCUUUUCGGCUCAAAAGUAUCAACUCACAACAGCACCGGAUACAAUAGCUUCACUGGAUCCUUUUGGUCCGUCCAGCAAGAAGAAGUCCAGCCUCAUUGUGUCUUCCGGCCUUCCGUGAACACCGAAGUCAGCACUGCCGUCUUGAUCUCUCGUCUCACUGGCUGUCAGUUUGCUGCUCGAAGUGGUGGCCAUGCUGCUUUCACGGGUGCUUCUAGUAGCCCUGGAGGUAUUAGCAUUUGGCUCAAAGACAUGAACGAGGUCACCCUAAACGAGGACAAAUCAGUUGCCUCUGUUGGACCCGGAAACAACUGGCUGUCCGUUUACUCUGCCCUAGAGCCAUACGGCCUCGCUACUAUCGGUGGCCGCGCUUCUAGUAUUGGAGUUGGUGGCUUUAUUCUGGGUGGUGGUAUCUCAUACCACUCCAACCUUUACGGGUGGGCUUGCGACAAUGUCGAAAGCUUCGAGGUUGUUACUGCAAGCGGUUUGAUUCUCACUGUUAGUGAGAAAUUGUACCCCGAACUGUAUUGGGCCUUGCGAGGCGGCGGCAACAACUUUGGUCUUGUCACCAAGUACAACCUCUUCACUAUUCCUGCCCCUCAGAUGUACGGUGGAGCGAGGAUCUUUCAGGAGACUGAGUUCCCUGAAGUUAUCAAUGCCUGGAUCAAUGUCAUCAACAACGCCACUGUCGAUGGUCAUGCCCAGCAAUAUGUGGCAUUCCUCCAAUCCAGCGGAAUGAAGCUUGGUACGGCAGAGCUCACUUACACCAAGAAUGAGUCCGAUCCCGAAAUCUUCAAACAGUUCCGAAGCAUUCCAGCCAUCUCCGACACCUCCAGCUCAAAGUCCCUCGUCGAGUAUGUGAAGUACUUGGAGACCGAGAACCCAUCCGGCCAUCGUGAAGUUUACUGGCCAAUCAGCGUCCAGCUCAACGAAGAAUUCUCCAAUUGGGCUCUGGACACUUUCUUUGCGAUGGUUCCUCAAGUCGCCGAUGUCGCCGGGGUCCAACCAGUCAUCAUCUACCAAGGCAUCACUGAGCCAAUGCUUAAGAAUAUGGCGAAUCACGGUGGUAAUGCACUGGGCCUCGACGCUUCCAAAGGACCUGUUCAUCUGAUGCACAUUGCCUGCUGGUGGAGCGAUGAAUCCGACGACGAUGUCGUUUACGCAUUUGUCAACAGCUUCUGGGAAAAGGUGAUUGCACACGCCAAGAGCACUGGUGUCUUCAACGAGUACAUCUACAUGAACUACGCCAGUAUGUUCCAAGACCCGAUCGCAGGAUACGGCAAUUCAAACAAAGCUCUUUUGAAGAAGAUUGCGAAGGAGUUUGAUCCAAAGCAGGUCUACCAGAAUCUCCAGCCUGGAUACUUCAAGCUCGAUGGUGCUCCUGUCACUGGAGACUUUUGA
This is a messenger RNA of Penicillium olsonii, 1599 nucleotides long. NCBI's taxonomy places the organism in Eukaryota, Fungi, Ascomycota, Eurotiomycetes, Eurotiales, Aspergillaceae. The record is from the annotation of a GenBank genome assembly.